AACAAGUGUGACGAACUGUGUCGGGUUGGACAGGGUAAAGAUAAAGAGCUUGAAACGAUUACAAAGCAAAGAGAGGUUAUUGCGCAAGAGCUACAGAAAACCACAGAGGAACACCGGAUUAGGUUUGAUAAUCUAACAGAAAGUCUGACAAAAAUGGAGAAUGAGAAAAUGGAGAUAACCGAGCGAAAUGCACUCAUCGUGGCAGAGAUAUCACAGAAUUUAGAGCAAAUGGAACGCAGUAAAAAAGAGGCCGAGUCAAAAAUCGUCGCGAUGAAUAACAAAUUAAGUGAGCUGCAAAACGAAAAGUAUGAAACACAAAACGAUUUAGAGGUGUGCCGGGCGAAGAUGCGUGAAAUGCAGCGUGUGAUUGCAGUUUUGGAAUCCACUCAAUCGGUCACCACUACCAAAGAGAAAAACAAUAAUGGGCUGUACACAUGUCCACUGUGCAGUGAACAGUUUGAGUCUCUUGCAAGUAUGCAGCUCCACGCCGAAGACUGUGGCUAG
Anopheles cruzii is the source of this 504-nucleotide messenger RNA. RefSeq lists its product as uncharacterized. The record is from RefSeq and is a predicted model, not a curated record. The transcript is spliced from 4 exons. Lineage: Eukaryota; Metazoa; Arthropoda; Insecta; Diptera; Culicidae. The coding region runs from base 154 to 504 and encodes 116 amino acids.